Molecule: messenger RNA, 2066 nt
Organism: Sciurus carolinensis (gray squirrel)
Lineage: Eukaryota; Metazoa; Chordata; Mammalia; Rodentia; Sciuridae
Gene: Rxrg
Product: retinoid X receptor gamma
Exons: 10
Coding region: 400-1791 (463 amino acids)
Biological process (GO): cell differentiation; anatomical structure development; retinoic acid receptor signaling pathway
Cellular component (GO): RNA polymerase II transcription regulator complex; nucleus
Molecular function (GO): nuclear receptor activity; retinoic acid-responsive element binding; nuclear steroid receptor activity
Source: RefSeq, a predicted model, not a curated record
UGCCCCUCCCCCUCCAGACCUGCUGGGGCGGCCACACAUCGAUCUGUUAGCAGAUGACAGCGCGCCACCGGCAGGGACCUCUGGGGACAGCUGGGAGCUGAAGAGUCGCAGGCAGCGACCCAGCCCGAGUUAAUCAAACUAGCAACAGGAUCGGGAGCGGCGGCGGGAGCGGCGCAUUAUGCGUGAUUACUGACAGGCACCAGCUGCCGCGGCUCCGCGCUAUGUGGACGCCGGCUCCGGAGGCAGAUUCCUGACUAAUCCCGGAGGGCUGGCCCAGCCCCUGCUCGCCGGCAGCGAGGAAGCGAUGACCACUCUCGCCAGCCCAAGUUGAAGUCGCGGGCUGUGCCGAGCCGCAGGGCGCGAUCCCAGCCGCCCGCGGACGAUGAACUGAGGAGCAACAUGUACGGGAAUUACCCGCACUUCAUGAAGUUUCCCGCAGGCUUUGGAGGCUGCCCUGGCCACGCCGGCUCCACCUCCACGAGCCCCUCGGCAGCCUUGUCCACAGGGAAGCCCAUGGACAGCCACCCCAGCUACACAGACACCCCCGUGAGUGCCCCACGGACACUGAGUGCGGUGGGGACCCCGCUCGCUGCCCUGGGCUCCCCGUACCGCGUCAUCACCGCUGCCAUGGGCCCCCCCUCGGGAGCGCUGGCGGCCCCUCCGGGAAUCAAUCUGGUCGCCCCGCCCAGCUCUCAGCUCAACGUGGUCAACAGCGUCAGCAGCUCCGAGGACAUCAAGCCUUUACCAGGGCUUCCUGGGCUUGGAAACAUGAGCUACCCGUCUGCCAGCCCCGGGUCUCUGGUCAAACAUAUCUGUGCCAUCUGUGGGGACAGGUCCUCAGGAAAGCACUACGGGGUGUACAGCUGUGAGGGUUGCAAGGGCUUCUUCAAGAGGACCAUCAGGAAGGACCUCGUCUACACCUGCCGGGACAACAAGGACUGCCUCAUCGACAAGCGCCAGCGCAACCGCUGCCAGUACUGCCGCUACCAGAAGUGCCUGGUCAUGGGCAUGAAGCGGGAGGCCGUGCAGGAAGAGAGACAGAGGAGCCGGGAGCGAGCGGAGAGCGAGGCGGAGUGCGCCAGCGGCGGCCACGAGGACAUGCCGGUGGAGAGGAUCCUGGAAGCCGAGCUGGCUGUGGAACCCAAGACCGAGUCCUGUGGGGACAUGAGCGUGGAGAACUCGACCAACGACCCCGUGACCAACAUCUGCCACGCGGCCGACAAGCAGCUCUUCACGCUCGUCGAGUGGGCCAAGCGCAUCCCCCACUUCUCCGACCUCACCUUGGAGGACCAGGUCAUCCUGCUCCGGGCAGGGUGGAACGAGCUGCUGAUCGCCUCCUUCUCCCACCGCUCGGUCUCGGUGCAGGACGGCAUCCUUCUGGCGACAGGUCUGCACGUCCACCGCAGCAGCGCCCACAGUGCUGGUGUCGGCUCCAUCUUUGACAGAGUCCUAACUGAGCUGGUUUCCAAGAUGAAGGACAUGCAGAUGGACAAGUCGGAGCUGGGCUGCCUGCGUGCCAUCGUGCUGUUCAACCCAGAUGCCAAAGGCCUAUCUAACCCCUCGGAGGUGGAGACCCUGCGGGAGAAGGUCUAUGCUACCUUGGAGGCCUACACCAAGCAGAAGUACCCGGAGCAGCCAGGCAGGUUCGCCAAGCUGCUGCUGCGCCUGCCGGCCCUGCGCUCCAUCGGGCUCAAGUGCCUGGAGCACCUCUUCUUCUUCAAGCUCAUCGGGGACACGCCCAUCGACACCUUCCUCAUGGAGAUGCUGGAGGCCCCGCUGCAGAUCUCCUGAGCCGACCCCGCAGGUGUGCGGCGCACCUGCGCCCUUUCCGCCCCGCCCCUCUGCUCCCCGGAUGCGAUGCUCGUGAUCAAUAAAACCUUUCUCCACUGAGCCUUUCACAGGUGGGGCUUCGCACAGGCGUUAACGGUACCCCACGGGGCUGGGUCUUUCUGGAAGUUUUGGGAACGUGAACCAAGCCUCUGUACAUAGGACUGGUUUAAAUUAUUUUUUCACUUGCCAUGGAAAGCGAACAAAGAACAAAAUAAUAAACAUGAUGUUGGCACUGC